Chenopodium quinoa (quinoa) is the source of this 1526-nucleotide messenger RNA. RefSeq lists its product as uncharacterized. The record is from RefSeq and is a predicted model, not a curated record. The coding region runs from base 231 to 1334 and encodes 367 amino acids. Lineage: Eukaryota; Viridiplantae; Streptophyta; Magnoliopsida; Caryophyllales; Amaranthaceae. Gene Ontology annotation, molecular function: glycosyltransferase activity. Gene Ontology annotation, cellular component: membrane. The transcript has 11 exons.
CUUUUUCAAAAAGAAAAAAAAAGUACUUUAUCAAAGCCAUCUGGCACAAAACUUUUUAGCAAUCAUUAUUACUCUUGUUGGCGUUAUAAAUGAAUUAACUACUUAUUAAAAAUAUAUUUUUUUUUUGGUAAGAAAUCAAACUCUCAGUCUCUCCCACUUACUAAGAAAAUUUUGGUCUUUUGAAUUGAAUUUGUGUGAGAUUAUAGAUCUGGAAACUUGCUACAAAUUAGAUGAUGAAGCGAAGAACAACAAGUUUCCAUAUUAGAUCUUCUCAUCACCAUAAAUGGAAGAGGAGGUUGUUCUUUGCGAUUCUGCUGUGUCUUUGCAUUGGGAGCUUUGUUUUGCUUGAAAUUUAUCGAUCCACCAUCAAUUUGCUCAUGCCCUUUCCGAAUUUCUUUGCCCAAAAGCCUAAGAUUGUUUUCCUGUUUAUUGCUCGCAAUCGCCUUCCUCUUGAUUUCGUCUGGGAUUCCUUUUUUCGGGGUGACAAGGAUAAAAGCUUUUCAGUCUUUGUUCAUUCAAGACCCGGGUUCCUGUUCAAUAAGGCAACAACAAAGUCCCUGUAUUUUCUAAACCGUCAAGUUAAUGAUAGUAUACAGGUAGAUUGGGGAGAAGCUAGCAUGAUUCAGGCAGAGCGAAUUUUGCUUAAAAGUGCACUUGUUGAUCCUGCUAAUGAACGAUUUAUUUUCCUGUCCGAUAGCUGUGUACCACUAUACAACUUUAGUUAUACGUAUGAUUAUAUCAUGUCAACAUCUACCAGUUUUGUUGACAGUUUUGCUGACACAAAGGAUGGACGUUACAAUCCAAAGAUGCAACCUGUUAUUCCUGUUACAAAUUGGCGUAAAGGCUCUCAGUGGGUUAUACUGAACAGGAAACAUGCAGAAAUUAUCGUAAAAGACGAAACUGUUUUUCCUGUAUUUCAGCAGCACUGCAAGAGAAAGUCACUUCCAGAAUUUUGGCGUCAUCAACCCUUUCCAGUAGAUACAUCUAAGGAACACAACUGCAUACCAGAUGAACAUUAUGUUCAAACAUUGCUUGCUCAAGAAGGCCUUGAAGGAGAGAUAACAAGAAGAUCUUUGAUACAUACGGCUUGGGAUCUUUCAGCCUCUAAAGACCAUGAAAGACGUGGAUGGCAUCCUGUAACAUAUAAAUUUUCAGACGCAACCCCUGAAUUGAUUCUCUCCAUUAAGGAAAUAGAUAACAUCUACUAUGAGACUGAAAAUCGAAGAGAAUGGUGCAGUAACAAGGGUAAACCCUCACCUUGCUUCCUCUUUGCAAGAAAGUUUACUCGGCCUGCAGCCCUUCGUCUGCUUAAUUUGUCUCUGCUUGGUUCAUAGAGGAGGAUUUUUGAUGCCUGCACGUAAAAUAUUGGGAACUUAUCAUAUAGUGGAGCAAUAAGUAGAUAGUGAAAGGCAAUGUAUCCAAACACCUCAGGCACAAAGUACGGAAAAAAAAGAGCAAAGAGAGUAACUAGUAUAUAUCAUGUAUUAUAGGAAUUUAUUAUAUAAAAUCCCAGUUGAUUUUUUUUU